Molecule: messenger RNA, 1745 nt
Organism: Lemur catta (Ring-tailed lemur)
Lineage: Eukaryota; Metazoa; Chordata; Mammalia; Primates; Lemuridae
Gene: TTPAL
Product: alpha tocopherol transfer protein like
Exons: 6
Coding region: 475-1503 (342 amino acids)
Cellular component (GO): membrane
Molecular function (GO): phosphatidylinositol bisphosphate binding
Source: RefSeq, a predicted model, not a curated record
GAUGGGGUUGUUGUGAGGGCUGAGUGACGUGGUGAACUUACAGAGGGGACACUCCAGGAUUUCACAGUCACAGACCCGCAAUGCCAUCUCCGUGUGACCAUUUACAAGUGAUUGUGCCUCUCCGACUAUGUCUCCUCAUCUGUCAGAUGGUACUCGCGACAGCCUCUGCUCCACGGCAUCUCUGAGGCUCCGACGGGGCUGGCUCUGUUCUAGGUCCUCAUCCUGAAGCCAGGAGGCAAAAGGCUAGCACGGCAAGGAACAGGAGUCCCUGCCCCCUUAAAGCACUCCAGGCCCAUGGGUCACAAGCUUCGCACGACCCUCGGAUUGGGGUCAAGCACGUCUGGUGCUUGCCAAGCCUCUGACUUCUCCCAGCCCUCGCCUGGACGCUUCUCAAGCCAAGCCAGGCUCCGGACCACUGGUUGGGCAACCCAUGACCUCAGACUGGGUCAGACCCAUCAGGGAUCCUGGUAGCUCAUGUCAAAAGAAGGUGAUUCUCUGAGAACCAGCCCUUCUGUGGCCUCACUCUCCGAAAAUGAGCUGUCGCCACCACCUGAGCCUCCUGGCUACGUGUGCUCGCUGACGGAAGAACUGGUCACCAAAGCCCGGGAGGAGCUGCAGGAGAAGCCAGAAUGGAGACUUCGGGAUGUGCAGGCCCUUCGUGACAUGGUGCGGAAGGAGUACCCGAACCUCAGCACGUCCCUCGACGACGCCUUCCUGCUGCGCUUCCUCCGAGCCCGCAAGUUUGAUUACGACCGGGCGUUGCAGCUCCUGGUCAACUACCACAGCUGCAGGAGGAGCUGGCCCGAAGUCUUCAAUAACCUGAAGCCGUCAGCCUUAAAAGAUGUCCUCGCUUCCGGGUUUCUCACCGUGCUGCCUCACACCGACCCGAGGGGCUGCCAUGUCCUCUGCCUCCGCCCAGACAGAUGGAUACCGAGCAACUACCCAAUUACCGAAAACAUCCGAGCCAUAUACUUGACCUUAGAAAAACUCAUUCAGUCUGAAGAAACCCAGGUGAAUGGAAUUGUAAUUCUUGCAGACUACAAAGGAGUGAGCUUAUCAAAAGCAUCUCAUUUUGGCCCAUUUAUAGCCAAAAAGGUGAUUGGCAUUCUCCAGGAUGGUUUCCCCAUUCGGAUAAAAGCAGUCCAUGUAGUGAAUGAACCUCGAAUAUUUAAAGGCAUUUUUGCCAUCAUAAAACCAUUUCUGAAGGAGAAAAUAGCAAACAGAUUCUUCCUCCACGGGUCUGACUUGAACUCUCUCCACGCAAACCUUCCAAGAAGCAUUCUUCCCAAGGAGUAUGGGGGCAUGGCGGGAGAGCUGGACACUGCCACCUGGAACGCAGUGCUGCUGGCCUCGGAGGAUGACUUUGUCAAAGAGUUCUGCCAAGCUGCCCCUGCCUGUGACAGCACCCUGGGCCAGGCGCUGCUGCCUGAGGGACUGACCUCAGACGUGCAGUGUGAUGACUCCAUGCGAGGUGUGAAAUCACAGCUGUACUCCUGUUACUAGGCAGUCCCCCGUGUCACCAUUUAUAAAUCCCUUUUUUCUUUGGAGAGGCACAAGGAGAACUUAAGGUGCCAAGGAUUUGGUCUUGUGCCUUGUAAUUAAACUGCAGCAUGGAGGAACAGCCCUAGAGAUCUGAGGGUUAGUCCAUCUGGGUUACUUGAAUUACUCCAUGGAAGACACGGAAAAUGUCCCCAGUGAUUCCCAAACAUUUGGAAUCCCAGUUUGCAACUAUUGAUCUGGAAGCU